AGAUCGAUGUUAUGCGGCAGCGAGGAUCGCAUCGAACGUCCGUACUGCGCAUGAAAGCGCAACGUCAGUCCUGGUCAGUCCUCCUCAAGCAUCUGCUCAUCCAUGUGUCAAUCCGCUGAGCCGGUUAAACGAGGGACACCUGCUAACCUCUCUCUUUUCUUGGACCAGUAGUUACUCAAACAAUUUCCGCUUAGGAGCGUUUUAUGAUCAGAGCUAGAAUGUCUAAUUUACGGAAAUUUAUAGACAUUGGAGCUAAUUUAACAGAUUUGAUGUACCAAGGAAUCUAUCACGGAUCACAGAAGCAUCAGCCAGAUUUGGACAAAGUUUUAGAGCGAAGUUGGAACAACAAUCUCUCCAAAAUCAUUAUUACAGCUGGUAACAUGGAAGAUAGCAAGAAAGCUCUUGAAAUAGCGAAAACAGAUGACAGACUGUAUUCAACGGUUGGUUGCCACCCUACUCGGUGCAAUGAAUUUGAAGAAUGUGGUAAUCCAGAAGAAUAUCUCAAGUCAUUAUCGGAUCUGGCAUUAAGCAAUAAAAAUAAAAUUGUUGCUAUCGGCGAGAUGGGCCUGGAUUAUGACAGAUUGAAUUUUUGUUCUAAAGAAAUCCAAAAGAAGUAUUUUGAGAUGCAAUUAUCGCUGUGCUCCACGCUGAAGCUACCGAUGUUCCUGCACUGCCGUAACGCCAGCGACGAUUUUGUACGAAUUCUAAGAAACCACAAAAACGAACUGACACCAGGCGUCGUACAUUCCUUCGACGGCAAUCCGGAAGACGCGAAUUCUAUACUACAGUUAGGCUUAUACAUCGGCAUUAACGGAUGCUCUCUGAAGACAGAGGAGAACCUUUUUGCAAUCACUACCAUUCCCUCGGACAGGCUUAUGAUAGAAACAGACUGCCCGUGGUGUGAGAUCAGGCCAACGCACGCGUCUGCGAAAGAUGUUAUCACGCAUUUUCCAUCUGUAAAGAAAGAAAAGUGGAAGGCUGAUCAUAUGGUUAAAGGACGAAACGAACCUUGUACAAUAGUUCAAAUAUUAGAAGUUCUAGCACGGAUCAGAGAUGAGGAAGAAGAGUAUCUGUGCAAUCAAAUUUACAAGAACACGAUGAAACUCUUCUUCCAGGACGAAUUAUAGUGUGCAAACAUUGAACAAUACAGAAACGUAAACGCCUAAAGUGCGACGUUAGAGGAAGCGCACUCAUGAAGUAAUCAGGGAUAAAAGCUGUGAACGUGCAUAAAUUGCAGAGCAAGAAAGUGAACAAAGCACGCUGCAGAAAUCCUAUCGAAAGAAGGAAAUGAAGACACUGAUUUUUACAUAAGUAGCUUUAUGGAGGUGGCUACUGUCACUAUCCACAGAUCUCUUCCCAUGUAAAACUUUAAUAUAUUCUUGUUAAAAUUAUAAUCAUAAUAUCAUGUUCUUCUAUCGCAUUUUGCCGCUAUUAUUACCAUCAUCUCAUUAUUAUUAUUAUCAUUGCGAUAUUUAUUAAUAUAUUCUGCUAUUCUUACGAGUA
This is a messenger RNA of Linepithema humile (Argentine ant), 1503 nucleotides long. RefSeq names its product deoxyribonuclease TATDN1. Gene Ontology annotation, cellular component: cytosol. The record is from RefSeq and is a predicted model, not a curated record. NCBI's taxonomy places the organism in Eukaryota, Metazoa, Arthropoda, Insecta, Hymenoptera, Formicidae. Gene Ontology annotation, molecular function: 3'-5'-DNA exonuclease activity.